AUGGGAGAAAACCAUACAACAAUCUAUCACUUGGCAACGAACAGUUUGAAGAGUGCCAAGUCUGCUCCAUUCUUGGAGAAGUUGGUCCAGAAGGACAUUGAGGUAUUAUAUUUGAUUGAGCCCACCGAUGAAGUUGCAAUCCAGAACCCAAAGACCUACAAGGAAAAGAAAUUCGAUGACAUCAGCAAGGAAGAUCAAGAACUUGGUAAGUUCUUGCUUAUUACUGAUAAAUACGCCACAUGCAUUUUACUUUCGUACUUCGCUUCUUUAGACGGGAUAAAGCAACAACUUGGUGACAAAUUUGCCAAAGUCCAAGUCUCCAAAAGACUAAGCUCAUCUUCGUGUGUGCUUUGGAAAUUCGGAUGGUCUGCCAACAUGGAAAGGUAA
Molecule: messenger RNA, 387 nt
Organism: Linum trigynum
Lineage: Eukaryota; Viridiplantae; Streptophyta; Magnoliopsida; Malpighiales; Linaceae
Source: the annotation of a GenBank genome assembly